Messenger RNA from Brachypodium distachyon (stiff brome), 1805 nucleotides. RefSeq names its product AT-hook motif nuclear-localized protein 23. NCBI's taxonomy places the organism in Eukaryota, Viridiplantae, Streptophyta, Magnoliopsida, Poales, Poaceae. The coding region runs from base 449 to 1426 and encodes 325 amino acids. Gene Ontology annotation, cellular component: nucleus. Gene Ontology annotation, molecular function: minor groove of adenine-thymine-rich DNA binding; DNA-binding transcription factor activity. The record is from RefSeq and is a predicted model, not a curated record. The transcript has a single exon.
CCAUAGUCUCCUACUACUGGUUGGAAGAACCUCUCAAACCCCUCAUACCUUUCUCCUUCCUCUCUUCCCCUCUUGUGCCUGCCUCUUCAUAGCUCUCUUCUCCUCUCCUCCCCCCUCCCAUCCCCAUAUCACACAGUGCUCUCUCUGUUGUUGUUCUCUCUUCUCCAUGUCCAUGCAAGCACUACCAUCUUGCUUCUUUUUUUAGUUUGCUUCUUCCCUGUUUGCUUCUUUCUGCAUGCGUCCGGAUUUUUAUAAAACAAGAGCAGGGAGCAUAAACAACUCCACGCUUUAAAAAUCAUUGCUUCCUUUUCCAAGGCUUCCUUUUAAACCUAAAAACAAGACAGCACUCUGUUUCAAUUCGAUUUUUUCCCCUACUUUUUUGGAUUUGUAAAUUUUUCCACUGCUCCCUAGCCUAGUAGUACAUCAGUACAUGAGCUAGCGGAUCAGCAUGGCAGGCCUCGACCUCGGCACCGCCGCGACGCGCUACGUGCACCAGUUCCACCACCUCCACCCGGACCUCCAGCUGCAGAACAACAGCUACGCCAAGCAGCAGCACGAGCCCUCCGACGACCACGACAACGGCAACAACAACUACGGCGCCGGCCAGCAGUACGGCGCCGACAACAACAACAACAACGAUGGCGGAUCCUCCUCCUCCGGCCCCGGCGCCGGGGGCGGCGAUGGCACCCCUGGAUCAGGCGGGGACGUGGUCGCGCGCCGCCCCCGCGGGCGCCCCCCGGGGUCCAAGAACAAGCCCAAGCCCCCCGUGAUCAUCACGCGGGAGAGCGCCAACACGCUGCGCGCGCACAUCCUGGAGGUCGGCAGCGGCUGCGACGUGUUCGAGUGCGUGUCCACGUACGCGUGCCGGCGGCAGCGCGGCGUGUGCGUGCUCAGCGGCAGCGGCGUGGUCACCAACGUGACGCUCCGCCAGCCCUCGGCGCCCGCGGGUGCCGUGGUCACGCUGCAGGGGAGGUUCGAGAUCCUGUCGCUCUCGGGCUCCUUCCUCCCUCCCCCGGCUCCGCCGGGUGCCACCAGCCUCACCGUGUUCCUGGCCGGCGGGCAGGGCCAGGUCGUGGGCGGCAACGUCGUGGGCGCGCUCUACGCGGCCGGGCCCGUCAUCGUCAUCGCAGCGUCCUUCGCCAACGUCGCCUACGAGCGGCUCCCGCUGGAGGACGAGGAGCAGCAGCAGGCUGCCGCGGCUGCCGCCGCGGCAGGAGGUAUGCAGCAGAUGCAGCAGGCGGGGGAUGCUGAUGGCCCCGGGGGAGGCGGCGGCAUGGGUGGAGUCCCCGGAUUCCCUCCUGACCCGUCGGCCGCAGGGCUGCCCUUCUUCAACCACCUGCCCAUCAACCACAUGGGCGCUGGUGGUGCCGGCUCGCAGCUCCCGCCCGAUGGCCACGGCUGGGCCGGCCCGCGGCCACACUUCUGACCGGUGCCUUUCCGGGAGAUCCAUUGAUAUGUGAUUGCUGUCAGAGGAGGAGAGAUCGAAGGCGAGAAGCACACAAACUUCAGGAAGAAGAAUGAGCAACGCAAAGGGUUUGCCCUGCAAAGGUGCACGUAUACGCCUCAGCUCAAGGACACACCAUCUAUCUACCGCAGUACUAUUUCUACAUCUCUGUACAAUUAAUUUCCUAGUGUUUUGUCGAUCUCUGAUUCUGUCGUUCUUCUCUUGUUCUUCUUUUCUUCUUCUUCUUCUUCUUCUUUCUUUUCUCUGUUGAACUUUGAUGGAGAUCUGUGGCCUGUGUAACCUUGUCAAUCUUGAUUUUCAGUAUGGCUUUAAUAAGUAUCCCUUAAUUUGUCCGAGCGCA